Molecule: messenger RNA, 2172 nt
Organism: Rhodofomes roseus
Lineage: Eukaryota; Fungi; Basidiomycota; Agaricomycetes; Polyporales; Fomitopsidaceae
Product: cytochrome P450
Exons: 10
Coding region: 356-2083 (575 amino acids)
Molecular function (GO): iron ion binding; monooxygenase activity; oxidoreductase activity, acting on paired donors, with incorporation or reduction of molecular oxygen
Source: RefSeq, a predicted model, not a curated record
UCUUCUCUUGCUUCUGACUGCGAGAACAGAAUAGAGUGCAAGAGAUAACGCGGCUGUCAGCCUGAGCGGCGAGUAUCACACAAGCUGCGGCUUCGGCGGCGGUCAACAUCUGGGCCUUGUCAUCUUCGCCCUACAUCAGGACAGCUGCCUGUCCGGACCCCGAUGCCCAUCCGCACCAGCGCUCGGUCUCCAAUUUGCAGCUUCGCGUGUGCUUCUGUGUGCGGUCCUUCUGCCGUGGCAUCUGCGGCGAUGCCCGUGGCCGCACAGGUUCCUCGCGUUGCGCGUCCGCCAGCUCUGCAUUCCCCGCUGCGUACGCGCAGGCUUAUAUGAGCAGACGACAGGCGGGCACGUACGUAUGUCUUCUGACGGUCUCAACGCAAUGGCGGAUAGUGCCACUGCACUCGUCGCCGCGCUCGCGCCUAUUCAAGAUGGCCUGCUCGCCGACGCUGGGUUAGCAUUGCUUGCCCAUCUGUGGUUCAAGAGAUACGAGCCGACAGACCUCGUUUCGCUUGGAAUACUGCUUGGUGUGCUGCCUGCAGUACCUGUGGCCUUGCUCCGCGUCCCCCUUGCCUCGACGCCACUCGCCAUCCUGGUCGGCUAUGCUUCUUUCUACGCUUUCCUCCUCUUCUCGAUCACCGCCUACCGCCUUUCGCCAUUCCAUCCGCUCUACAAGUAUCCGGGCCCGCUCCUCGGCAGGCUCACGAACUUCCGCGGGAUGUUCAUCGCAGCCGGAGGCAAGCAGCAUCUCUACUUCAAGGAGAUGCAUGCCAAGUAUGGCCCAAUCGUGCGCCUCGGCCCCAAUGUGUUGUCCAUAGUGGACACCGACUUGCUUCCCUCCAUACUCAAUAUGCCACGCGGCCCCAUGUGGGAUGGGCGCCGCAUCUCGGGCAAGCGGGGUCAGGGCACUGCCGGGAUCCAAAAGGGCAACCUCAUGGGCUCGCGCAACAUGCAGGUGCAUGGGGAGGCGCGCAAAGUCUGGAACCGCGCGUUCACCACCGCCUCCGUGAAGAAGUACGAGCCGAUUGUGAUUCGGCGGGUGUCCCAGUUGGUCGACGAGCUAAAGGGGCGCUGUGCCGCGAACCCUUCGAAGGCUGCGGAGGUGGACAUUGCGUACUGGAUAGACUGUUUCUCGUUCGACUUCAUGGGAGAUUUCGCUUUCGGUGGCCCUUUUGAUCUCCUUCGCGACGGUGACAAGAUCGGGGUACUGAAGAUGAUGGAAGACAGUCUCUUCGUUCCGAACUUGUCCGGGCAUGUGCCAUGGACCAUCGAGGCCGUCGUGCGGCUCCCGUUCCUCCCCAAGGGAGCAAAGGGUCUCGGCGAGUUCGCCUUCAAGCAGGUCCUCAGGAGGCUCAAGGAGGGUGCGGUGCACGAUGACCUGUUCUACCAUCUCAACGACGAGGCGAAGAUCGACAACGACCCGCCCCCGCUCCCAGUCUUGGUCUCCAACGCCGUCACGGCUAUCGUCGCAGGCUCGGACACCACGGCCGCCUCCCUGACGCACGCCCUGUAUCUGCUCAUGGGCCACCCGACGUGCUACAAGCGCUUACAAUCAGAGCUGGACGCUGCGUUCCCGCCUGGCGGGGAGAUGCCGACGGAUUCCGCGAAGCUCGCGCAGCUGGAAUACCUGAAUGCGGUGAUCAACGAGACGCUGCGCUUGUUUCCCGCGCUGAUGACCUCUCUACAACGAGGGCCCACUCCGGGCAGCGGGGGACAACUUCUCGGCGGAAAGAUGUUCGUCCCGGAGGGCACGGGAGUCUACAUCCCGCCGUACGUGUACAACCGCGACCCGCGCUUCUUCUCGCCGAAUCCGGAAGUGUUCUGGCCGGAGCGCUGGAUCCUGGCGAAGAGCGACCCGUCCAUCACGCUCAACCCGAGCGCGUUCCUCUCCUUCUCCGCGGGCCCCGCCAACUGCGUGGGCAAGCCGCUCGCGCUGAUAGAGAUGCGCAUGACGCUCGCGUCGCUCUUGCAGGCGUUCGAGGUGCGCUAUGCGGACGGGUAUGACAGCAGGAAGUGGGUGGACGGGCUGGGCGAUUUCCUGGUGACGACGCGGGGCGAGCUGCCGGUUGUUCUGAAGCUUCGCUAGGCGGGCUGCAGCUGACUCGGACUCUGGCCCCUCUUUGCUUCUUACAACCAUCUGCGGCAACUUUCCCACGGUCUAAGCCUCAUAGGGGG